Messenger RNA from Fimicolochytrium jonesii, 1310 nucleotides. RefSeq lists its product as uncharacterized. The coding region runs from base 202 to 1266 and encodes 354 amino acids. The record is from RefSeq and is a predicted model, not a curated record. The transcript has 5 exons. Lineage: Eukaryota; Fungi; Chytridiomycota; Chytridiomycetes; Spizellomycetales; Powellomycetaceae.
GAGGCGUGACAAUCUGUGGGAAGGCAAGCCACGACACACGAAGGCCUCUCCAUCUUCCCAUGCAUCGUUGCCUAGCUUCAUCGGCAGCAGCCACACGGAAAGACUCCGCGAUACUGGAACCGACGUAACGUUCCUGCACUUUGCUCGCCUACUCGUCGCCUCGCCCCUUUCGCCCUCAACCACCGAAAUCCCAGCACGAAAAUGAGACCUAUACCUCCCACCGCGACCCAGUCCUCGCCGACCCGUCCUGCUUCACAAGUCAUCUCCUCACAGCAGCAGCAGGCCAGCUCGCCGCAAACUGCAUCGGCGCAAGCAGACGAUAAGGCGGUGUCAGACGCGCAGGUGGAGGAGGUUGCACUUCCGCCGGCGAAGCCUCCAGUCUGGACGUACUCGCCGCUACAAACGACAGGAACAACGCAACCAGCAACCUCUCAGUCAGGCGCUCCACCCAAACCACAACGGCUAUCCUCAACCGACUCAAAGCCCCAGUCUUCACCUCAGCAGAACGCACCAGCCCUCACCACAACGUGUAGCGCAACAUGCGCCUCAACCUGUGCAUGGAAAACGAAAGCGCGGGACUCAGUGAUAUGUCUUGUCCAUGGGUCAGCUUGCACGUACUCGCCGUCGGACGUGCUGGCUUCGUUGCAGGAGAGGGUAGUGGAGCUUGCUAACACGGUUUCAGAGCGAGACGCCGAGAUCGCGACAUUGAAAGAGCGGAUAGCAGAGUUGGAGCUGAUUGCGGAUAGAGCAGAGACGGAGAAUGAGGUGAACGCUGCCAAAGCGUUCGCUCGAUCCGCAGUCAAAGAGAUGAACGAGGCUGGUGCGGCUGCAGGACGAAUAUCCGAUGAUCUGAAAGCGGCAAACAGUGCGUCUGAAGGCGCAUCCAGUGAGGCACAACCAGCACCAAAAGUAGACAAGAGCGUGCCUGUCCUCGAGCGAUCCGGUCGCUCAUUGGCACAUGCCACAAGAGCUCGCCCUUCUCCACGAGCCCGCAAAACAUCCGCUACGCCCAAAGAUACCACAUCGCAACCGGGUGACUCCACCAGGGCCACCGCGGUCCCACAACCAUCCGAUCCCACCCCGCUUUCGCAAGAUGGCGCCGCAUCCACCCAUGGCAGCGCGGACAGCAUUAACAGCAAUCCACAGGAAGAGUUCAAGAAGAAGAUUGCGAUGAUGGGCGGUGUCAACCCGCUGAUGGGGAUGAAUCCAGCCAUGAUGGUGGGACAGCUGAAGGCGACAGGGAGGUUGUCGAAGGGAGAGCGGUAGGGACCGCGAAUAUGAUAUCCUAUGGGAUUCCAGGGGGACCCAAC